Messenger RNA from Magnusiomyces paraingens, 1767 nucleotides. RefSeq lists its product as uncharacterized. Gene Ontology annotation, cellular component: membrane. Lineage: Eukaryota; Fungi; Ascomycota; Dipodascomycetes; Dipodascales; Dipodascaceae. The transcript has a single exon. Gene Ontology annotation, molecular function: amino acid transmembrane transporter activity. The record is from RefSeq and is a predicted model, not a curated record. Gene Ontology annotation, biological process: amino acid transmembrane transport. Bases 1 to 1767 code for a protein of 588 amino acids.
AUGGGAAUCUUUAAUAGGUUAUCAAGUAAUCGCAAUCAAGGCGAGGUUGACACGACCGAUGCGGAAACGGUUAACGGUUCCCUAGAUAAUGAGUCAAAAAACUACUAUAAAAUAUUUUCAAAAGCUUUUUCACAAAGAGACAUGGAAAAAAACAAUUACUCGACAAAUGAAAUACAAGAGUAUACCAGCGAGGAUUCGGACAAUGCAUCUACAAAAUAUGAACAAACUCAUAGAAAAUUAAAGUCAAGACAUAUUCAGCUGAUCGGUAUUGGUGGAACAAUCGGUACCGGUUUGUUUAUUCAAAUAGGAAACGGACUAGUUAAGGGUGGACCAGGAAGUUUAUUACUAGCAUUCAUUGCAUGGUGUAUUCCAAUUCUGUGUGUAACAAGCUCAACAGCCGAAAUGGUUUCAUAUCUUCCAUUGUCGUCACCGUUCAUUCAACUGGCAGGAAGAUGUGUAGAUGAAGCUUUUGAAGUCAUGUGUGGCUGGAACUUCUUUCUUUUUGAAGCCAUCAUGAUUCCAUUUGAGCUUACAGCCGUCAAUGUUCUUAUUCACUAUUGGAGAGAAGACUACUCACCAGCUAUCCCUAUGGUUCUUCAGUUGGUCAUCUACUUUCUUAUUAAUGUCUUUGCUGUUGACUUAUAUGGUGAAAGUGAGUACUGGAUGGCCAUGGGCAAAGUAAUUCUUGCAGUCGGUAUGAUCAUUUUUACGUUCGUUACUAUGGUUGGUGGUAAUCCACAACACCAUGCUUAUGGCUUUCAAUUUUGGAAGGACCCUGGUUCUUUUCUGGAGUAUCUAUCAACAGGUUCUUGGGGUAGAUUUCUUGGAUUUUUUGCCUGCCUGACACAAGCUGCUUUUACAAUUGCUGGACCAGAAUACAUUUCCAUGGCUGCGGGUGAAUGCGUGAACCCACAAAAAGUUAUGCCUAAGGCUUUCAAAAGUGUCUUUUAUCGUCUCAUCACCUUUUUCAUUCUUGGUGCCCUAUCUGUUGGAAUUGUUGUUUCUUCCAGAGACCCUAACUUGAUUGAUGCUAUUACUAACGGUAACUCCGGUUCUGCAGCUUCGCCAUAUAUAGUUGGUAUGACUAGGAUGAAAAUUAACGUUUUGCCUCACAUUGUCAACGUACUCAUUCUAUCUUCGGCAUUUUCUGCCGGUAAUUCAUAUGUCUACUGCUCGUCAAGAACUCUUUACGGUCUUGCACUUCAAGGGCACGCUCCAAAAAUAUUUACCUUUUGCACUAAAAAGGGUGUUCCUAUUGUCGCAGUUGUUUUUUCUCUCGCUUUUGGAUUUCUAGGUUUUCUUCAGCUUGGGAAGACGGCUUCAACAGUUUUAAAUUGGAUUGUAAACCUUGUUACAGUUUCCCAAGUUAUUAACUUUUGCACCUUGUGUGUUACAUAUGUUCGGUUCUACUAUGCUUUGAAGGCUCAGGGAAUUGAUAGAAGAACACUACCUUACCGUGGAUAUUUCCAACCUUAUGCUGCCUAUAUUGGAAUGGUUUGUACUUUUGCAAUGAUGUUUCUGGCUGGAUACCCUGUUUUUGUUGAUUGGGAUGUCCCAACUUUUAUUUUUUCGUAUAUUAUGAUACCCAUUUGUGUUUUUGUGUUUUUAUUUUGGAAAAUUGUUAAGAAAACUAAAUUCAAAAAGGCUUCUGAGGUGGAUUUGUUCACUGGGUUAAAGGAAAUUCAGGAUCACGUUGAUUCUUUACCACCAGACACAAAACCAAUCACUUGGUACGGCAAACUUGGAGCAUUCAUUAAAGGUGAUUGA